Messenger RNA from Sesamum indicum (sesame), 4039 nucleotides. Its product is annotated as DNA topoisomerase, type IA, core. Gene Ontology annotation, cellular component: chromosome. Gene Ontology annotation, molecular function: DNA binding; DNA topoisomerase type I (single strand cut, ATP-independent) activity. Gene Ontology annotation, biological process: DNA topological change. The record is from RefSeq and is a predicted model, not a curated record. Lineage: Eukaryota; Viridiplantae; Streptophyta; Magnoliopsida; Lamiales; Pedaliaceae.
AAAUGAAGAAUAUGUCUGACUGAAAAAAGAAAAGGAUUGGAUCAAUAGAGAUCAAGAAAGUAUGAGGAAAGAGAGGGGAGAAAAGUUGAGUAACAGAACUUCCAUGUAAAUAGAAAGAUAUGGGAGAGAAAAAGGAGAACAUGUGACAGAAGAGAGGAAACAGGAGAGCGAGUGGAACGGGAGAUGAAAAGAUAGUCUUGACUUAUUUCCUUUUGUAGUCCUAAACACUGUUACAAGUAAUCAAUUUUUAGCUAAACUCUGAGCAACUCAUACGCGCUUGCUUGGCAUACAUUGCUUAAAAUUUUCAAAUGGAUUUACAAAUCAAGCAUGCAGUAGUAGUGAAGGUUAUUGGCAUAACAUGCUCUCGUGGCCAAGUCACUCAGCUGCAGAAUUGGGCACUAAAAAGGUGUCCCAGGAUCUGUGUAAAGUGUUCAUUUCCAAAUGCUGAGAAAUCCAAAUCUCAGAGACUAAGGACAUCAUGUGCUCUUGCAACUAAGUCGGAAAGGAAGAUUCAUUCACUAAUGAGUCAUGCCGAUGCACCUCACUCUUUUUCUGCAUUUAGAACCUGGACACCUUUUGGAUGUGAGCUUUACAACACCAGAAUGCCCAUGAACUUCUCCAAUUAUGGGUUAAUUGGUGGACUGUGUUCAACUUACUAUGGUAGUAUUACCAGAUCAUUUUCCCAGAUCCCAAGAGCUGGUACCCGAAAUCAUAUUGUUUGGACGGAAGGUGAGGGCAAUGAGAGGAACUAUUCUUUUAAUAAGCGGCGAAAGUGGCCAAAGGCAUAUGCUGCUCAAAAUGAAAUGGAGGAAUUGGCCAACAGAAGUUCUGAAGGCAAGGCAGCUGGAGCAGGGGAUGUCAAUAUGUCCUCUUUGAAUGGAAAGAAUCUUGAGGAUAAUGAGAAUUCCUUAGUCAGCAGAAGUACACAAACCAAAGAAGGCAAAAAGAAAGUGAAGCAGCAAUCUGGAAGCAAGAAAAAACAGAAUCAAUCAUCCAGUUCUAUAGCACCUAGUGAGGCAUUAGACAUGCCAAAUAGCUCUGGAAAACUUUCUCUAGCAAAGGAGAGCAAGAAUAACAGAAGUAAAAAAUCUCCUGCAUCGUCAGAGAUUAAUUCAAAUUCAAGUACUCUAACAGAAGUCGUUGAUAGCAAUAUUUCAACAAAGAAUGUCCAAAAGAAGACGACAAGGAGCUCAACUAAAAAGGGAAAAUCUAAUACAAAAGCCUGUUCUCCUCUGAAAUCUAAUGAGGAAGAUACACUACAAUCGGAUGGCAAGGUAUCACCAGAGCAAAAUUUGCAAUUGGUCAAUAAAACCAAGUCUCAAGGUCAGAAGUCUUGGCGUCAGUUUUACCCGCCUACAUCUAAAUCUGUCGUGGUGGUGGAGUCCGUCACAAAGGCAAAAGUCAUUCAAGGAUACCUUGGUGAAAUGUUUGAGGUCCUACCCAGUUAUGGCCAUGUCAGAGAUUUAGCUGCAAGAUCAGGAUCGGUGAGACCUGAUGAUGACUUCAGUAUGGUGUGGGAAGUCCCAUCUGCUGCGUGGUCUCAUCUUAAGAGUAUUAAGGUUGCAUUGAGUGGCGCAGAAAAUCUUAUUCUUGCCUCAGACCCUGAUCGCGAAGGAGAGGCUAUUGCUUGGCACAUCAUUGAGAUGUUGAAGCAACAGGAUGCUUUGCGUGAAGAUGUCACUGUUGCAAGAGUCGUUUUUAAUGAGAUAACUGAAUCCUCUAUUAAAAGUGCCCUCCAAGCUCCACGAGAGAUUGAUGCAGAUUUGGUGCAUGCUUAUCUUGCACGGCGUGCUCUUGAUUACUUAAUUGGAUUCAAUGUUUCUCCUUUACUAUGGAGGAAAUUACCUGGUUGCCAGUCUGCUGGACGUGUCCAGUCUGCUGCAUUAGCUCUUAUAUGUGAUAGGGAAAAGGAAAUUGAUGAAUUCAAAGCGCAGGAGUAUUGGACAAUUGAUGUUCUGUUCCAGAAGAAAGAUCAGAAUUCAGCCAAUAACAUUUCUCUCUCGUCGCAUUUGACCCAUUUUGAUUCCAAAAGACUGCAUCAGUUGUCAAUUAGCUCUAAUGUGGAGGCAAAAGAUAUUGAAGAAAAGAUCAAUCUGUCCAAGUUUCAAGUCAUUAGCUCUAAAACUAGCAAAUCUCGGAGAAAUCCUCCCACGCCUUAUAUAACAUCAACACUUCAGCAAGAUGCUGCAAAUAAAUUGAACUUUGCCGCAUCAUAUACAAUGAAAGUUGCACAGAAGCUAUAUGAGGGAGUCCAAUUAUCGGAUGGCAAGGCUACAGGACUGAUAACUUAUAUGAGAACUGAUGGAUUACACUUAUCAGAUGAAGCAGCAAAGGAUAUCCAAUCCUUCGUCAUGGAAAAGUAUGGACUGAAUUUUGCAGCAAAGAGCACACGCAAGUAUUUUAAAAAGGUGAAAAAUGCUCAGGAGGCCCAUGAAGCUAUCAGACCCACUGAUAUACGCAGACUACCAUCGAUGCUUGUUGGGGUGCUCGAUGAAGACUCCUUGAAGUUAUAUACUCUUAUAUGGUCUCGUACAAUGGCAUGUCAAAUGGAACCUGCCAUCAUUGAGCAGAUACAAUGUGAUAUUGGUAAUGCUAAUCAGUCCAUUAUGUUCCGCUCGACGUGCUCGAAGGUGGACUUUCUAGGUUUCCAGGCUGUUUAUGAGGAUGCUGAAACCUUCAGAAUCAGAAGUAAUGAGGAUGACGAGCAUCAGCGAAGGGAAGUAUUUGAGAUUUUGAGCAAUUUGAAAGGUGGCGAUCCAUUAUUCUUGACUAAAGUUGAACCUGGUCAACACUAUACACAGCCUCCACCUCGCUACUCUGAGGGGUCGUUAGUAAAAAAUCUGGAGGAACUUGGCAUAGGAAGACCUUCUACGUACGCAACCACUAUUAAGGUGCUGAAAGAUAGAAAUUACAUAACAACACAAAACAGAACACUAUAUCCAGAAUUUCGUGGUCGCAUGGUGUCAGCAUUUCUCUCUAGUUAUUUCAAUGAGGUGACAGACUAUAGUUUCACUGCUGAUAUGGAGACUGAACUCGAUAAUGUUUCUGCUGGCAUUACUGAAUGGAAAGGCCUUCUAAAAGAUUACUGGACUAGAUUUAGUAAGUAUUGUGAGUGUGCUAGCAAGCUCCACAUACAUCAGGUGGAGAAGAUGUUGGAGAAAACAUUUGGUGGUUUUAUAUUUUCUUCUCUUCCUGAUGGAAAUAGAACUUGCCCCAGUUGUCUGGCGGGAAAAUUGGUCUUCAAAGUUAGCAGGUUUGGUGCAGGAUACUUUAUUGGAUGUGAUCAACACCCAAAGUGCAAGUAUAUUGCUAGAACUCUUUACGGUGAAGAUGAUGAAGAAGUCGAUCCUGAACACCAAAAGAACAAUGUGCAGGAGCCAAAGUUGCUUGGUCUAAAUCCAGGGUCAAAUGAAAAGGUUCUUUUAAAGAGCGGCCCAUAUGGAUACUAUGUGCAGCUUGGUGAAGACAGAAAGGGGCACUUACCUAAGAGAGCCUCAGUUUCUCAAAUAAAGAAUGUAGACUCAAUCACAUUGGAACAAGCCCUUGACUUACUGCAGUAUCCAGUGACCUUGGGAAACCACCCAGAUGAUGGCCAACCAGUGAUUUUAAAGCUUGCGAAGGUCGGAUUUUCCGUUAGACACAGGCGCACAAUCGCAUCUGUACCCAAGAAUAUGAAACCUAACGAGGUCACCUUAGAGAAAGCUUUGCAACUACUACAGAGUAAAGAUGUGAGGAGGUGUGGUCGACCGAAGCGCAAAGUUGUGGUUGAAGAGGCUGUUAAGGCUAUGUAAGCAUGCCUGUGAUAUGAAUCCAAGCUAUUGUUGUUUCUAUUAUAGAAAUAUUUUUAAAAAAAUUAUAGAAAGUCAUUUACACCCUUUAACUUAUGUCUAUGUCUUCCCUUUUUUUCUUUUUUUCCCAAUAAUUGUUUGCUCCUUUUCCUUAUUUAUAUUCCAUGAGAGAGGCUGUUUUCAAUUGAUAGAUAAAGAUUUUUGUCAACAAUUCUUUCAUCUGUACCAGGCAAUUUGCAGUUGAUUCUGAA